Messenger RNA from Oncorhynchus keta (chum salmon), 2842 nucleotides. Its product is annotated as prostaglandin E synthase-like. Gene Ontology annotation, molecular function: prostaglandin-E synthase activity. Gene Ontology annotation, biological process: prostaglandin biosynthetic process. The record is from RefSeq and is a predicted model, not a curated record. NCBI's taxonomy places the organism in Eukaryota, Metazoa, Chordata, Actinopteri, Salmoniformes, Salmonidae. The transcript has 3 exons. The coding region runs from base 92 to 589 and encodes 165 amino acids. Gene Ontology annotation, cellular component: membrane.
UGCGUCAGUGAAAGUGUUUAGACUGGGGAUCCAGCCCACUCACACACACUUUCCCGUUAGGCACACAUCACCAGCAGUACUUAAUUUGGGAAUGGGAAGAUCAUACCAAAUAAUGAUGUUAGAGAACAAAGUUUUUUCCUGUUUUGUAUUCUAUAGUGUUCUCCUGGUAAUCAAGAUGUACAUCAUAGCAAUCAUCACUGGACAAGUAAGGCUGCGCAAAAAGGCUUUCGCGAACCCAGAGGACGCGCAGAGACAUGGUGGCCUCCAGCACUUCAGAGAGGAUCCAGAUGUAGAGCGGUGCCAAAGGGCUCACCGUAACGACAUGGAGAAUAUCGUCCCCUUCCUGUUCCUGGGGGCCGUCUACUCCCUGAUUGGCCCGUCGCUGGCCGUGGCCCGCGCUCACUUCCUGGUCUUCUUCCUAUUCCGCAUGCUCCAUACGCUGGCCUACCUCUGUGUCCUGCGGGCACCCACGCGCUCCCUGGCCUACGUGAUCGCCCAGGUGCCCUGCAUCUCCAUGGCCGUUCAGAUUCUCGCGGCGGUGUCCUCGUAUGCGUGUUCUGACUUUAUUGGUGACCGCUUCAAUCUGUGACCAAUCUCAGUGGAUGGGCCUGAUAAGAGCAGUAGAGAAUACUGCUUUGUAAGAGAGGGAACAGAUAUUUUUCAUAUGAGGGAAAUCCUAAAGAAUGCAUUGUCAUCAGACUGCAAUGCUACAAUAGCAGUUUGUGCCUCUCAGCAAUGCUCUAUGAAGUGUACACUGUUGUGCUCUAGCUAGUACAUCUUCAUGUAGUACUGUAUUAUUUUACAUCUUAGUCACAUAGCAGACGCUUUUAUCCAGAGCAACUUGCAGAUGCCUUGCUCACGGGCACAUAGACAGAUGUUUCACCUAGUUGGCUCGGGAAUUUGAACCAGCAACCUUUCAGUUACUAGCCCAAUGCUCUUAACCGCCAGGCUACCUAUAUGCUACAGAAUGUUGAAGUCAAUUGACUCCCUCUGAAGGUCGUGGGGACACUACUCUCGGAAGAAAAAGGUUAACCUUUCGAUUAACAUGUAACUUUGUAACCAAUUAAUUGGGUUGACAUGUUUUUUUUGUUUUUCAUACACAAGUCAAUGUUACUUGUUCUCAUCUUUUACAUUCUGUAUUUCUUGUCAUUCAACGAGUGGUAUUUUUGUAGGAAAGUCUGUGAUGUAGUGACCUAUUUGCUCAAACCAAUCCAGUAUUUUAGAAGUUGAACUGAAGAGCAGACAUGUAUAACACAAAUCAUUUAUAAUAAUGCUUUUUUUUAUUUUUAUGAAAAUAAUAAUAAUAAUAUAUGCCAUUUAGCAGACGCUUUUAUCCAAAGCGACUUACAGUCAUGUGUGCAUACAUUCUACGUAUGGGUGGUCCCGGGAAUCGAACCCACUACCCUGGCAUUACAAGCGCCAUGCUCUACCAACUGAGCUACAGAAGGAGAAAACGGUCAAAUACCAUAUUCUAAGGAAUAUUUCUGGUGUGGUGGUCACACUGUAUUUGUUUACAAAGCAUUGGCCACUAAAGCUAUCACAUGAUGGAGGAUGCUGACUAUGUCAGAUAUGUCAGGUCUACCACUCCUGUCGAUGGGCUACGGAAGGGUUUAGGAUCACAGGACUUGACUCACUAGGGCCCAUAGUUUUUUUCUGGUCCGUUCCUGGACCUAGAUAGGAUCUAUGACUGCUGACUGAUCCAUAAUCAUAACAUCUACAGAUGCUGAAUCUUAAUGUGAUCAUCCUGUUGUUGCAGGAAUAUUCCUGCACAGCAAGAAAUGCAAAAAAACAAAAAUGUAUCAACCCCUAAAAAAAUGUCAAUUCCAAUUCACAUUUCCUGUUGCUGCAGGAUUAUUUUUCUUCUGUGUAAAACUGGCUCAAUUUAAGAUACGGCAUCUGUAUUUUAACCUCAACCUUUGUGUUUCUUUACCCUGUUUCCAGAUCAACUCUGGCAAGACUGAAAAAACAGAUCUUGGAUCAGGCUAAUGUUUCUAGAGUACUGUCCAUCUAUAACCAAUAGAUGGUUUGUCCAUAAAUGCUAUUUAUGUGUUCUACACUGCAGCCCUUUGAGGCUUGGAUCAGGCUAAUGUUUCUAGAGUACUUUGAAGCUUGGAUCAGGCUAAUGUUUCUAGAGUACUUUGAAGCUUGCUAGAGCAGAAGAUGAUAUUGUGUAAACCUACGUGUUUCAAUUGGGAAUCAUUAUUGAACAGUUGCGAUACAGUUCCAACUUACUGCAACACAGUUCCAACUUACUGCAACACAGUUCCAACGUACUGCAACACAGUUCCAACUUACGGCAACACAGUUCCAACUUACCGAACUUACUGCAACACAGUUCCAACUUACUGCAACACAGUUCCAACUUACUGCAACACAGUUCCAACUUACUGCAAUACAGUUCCAACUUACUGCAACACAGUUCCAACAUACUGCAACACAGUUCCAACAUACUGCAACACAGUUCCAACAUACUGCAAUACAGUUCCAACUUACUGCAACACAGUUCCAACUUACUGCAACACAGUUCCAACUUACUGCAACACAGUUCCAACUUACUGCAACACAGUUCCAACUUACUGCGACACAGUUCCAACUUACUUCAACACAGUUCCAACUUACUGCAACACAGUUCCAACUUACUGCAACACGGUUCCAACAUACUGCAACACAGUUCCAACAUACUGCAACACAGUUCCAACAUACUGCAACACAGUUCCAACAUACUGCAACACAGUUCCAACUUACUGCAACACAGUUCCAACGUACUGCAACACAGUUCCAACUUACUGCAACACAGUUCCAACUUACUGCAACACAGUUCCAACAUACUGCAACACAGUUC